AUUGGAGCGGAUCAUGUAUUCACUGAGGAAGAGUUCAAACAAACAUCCAAAGAAUUUGUAAAGUCUAUUAAAUCUCGUCCAAAGUUGGCACUAAAUGGGGUUGGAGGAAAAAGUGCUUUACAAAUUAGUUCAGUUUUGGAGAGAGGAGGAACUUGUGUUACAUAUGGUGGUAUGUCUAAAAAGGCACACGAAUUCACUACAUCUGCACUUGUCUUCAAUGAUAUUCAAGUUCUUCUUUUCCUCCCAAAGACGUCUUCCAAAACAUUGGGCAGGUUGAUGAUAAAGGGUGGUGCCGUGCCAGCUCGCCAAACAUCGAUCAACCAAAACGGAGAGAGCGGCGUCGUCGCAUCUGAAACCACUGCCAACAACAUAAAGAAACGCGUCGGAGAGGAGCUGAAUCAGUUGGACAUCGAUUCGUUCGAAAGUGUUCUUCAAGACGCGGCUUCAUCGAAACGGAUAUUCCCGAAGAACGAUUCAUCUUCCCCGGAACACGAGUCUUCUUCCAAUCAGGUGGACUUCAACAUCAUGAGUCUCAUCGAAAAUACCAAGCGGCAAGCGGCUAGUAACGGCACUAGCACUAAAGACUCCGUCAAGUUCGACGACGUUGACGAGUUCAUCGAUGAGGGAGCCGAUGACGUUGUGAUCGGAAAACCACCUAACAAACCGAUUCAUCUGAUGAAUGUGACUUCACCGAUUCGUGGCAAUCCUGUUACUGACUACGACAGGUUACCCGAAACAAAUGGAGUCUCUAAUAUUGGUGUCCAUGAUCCAUUUUCACGUAUGGAAAUGGGUCACCAGACACUUCCUCAAGAUAUUUUGAAUGCGGAGAGAAUUCGGAACAGCCAAAAGAAUGUGAGAUGUGACGAAAAUGAGCAACUUAACUACAUUCAUGAGAAAGGACUAAAUGAGUAUUCAAGGUUUGAUACCAUUCUUGGACCUGCGUCGCAUGGAGAGUUUGCUUCGUUUUCACAAAAUUUGACUCCAGUCAUUUCAUGCGAACUGGGAGCAUUGAACCCAGUCAGCAUGAACGCAAUGCAACACUUCCAGACAUUAACACCAAACGGUCGUCUUCUGCCGGCUAUUCCUCGCAAAUAUUUUUCUUCGAAUGAAAAUCACCAGCGUAUCACAACUCGCCCAGCACCUCAGAAGUCGCCAGUCACCAUAAUGUUGCAAACAACUGCUCCAUCUUUCCACAACACUACAUCAGCAGACUCCAACAUGGCGAACGUUCACUCGGGAACUCCAAUAUCUUCUGUAAUUCCAUCGGCCGUUGUGGAGGCUCAACUCUCUCCGGAAAGUGCUAGCAGCAAGAAGAAAGCUAAGAAAGCUGCUGCUAAGAAAGCUAAAGCAGCGAAGGAAGCCGCCGAUGCAGAGAAUGUUGUAAUCGAAGGAGAAGAAAGAAACGAUAUCAAUGAGAACGACGAUAAAAAAGAUACGGAAGAGGCAGCUAUUGGAGAAACUGUAACAGACCAAAACAAAGCUUCCGGACAGACCAAGUCCAAGGCGCAGAAGGCCAAAGACAAGAAAAAGGCGAAGAAGGAGCAAGAUGAGAUGAAAGAUAUUGGUCGUGAUGAAGAGAAAAAUGAUUCUUCAUUGGUGGGAAUUCAAGGGAAACAAAAUCAUUAUUUUAUCAGAUAUUAUAUUUGCAUUACUUUUUGUUUCUUCCAUAUCUUCCUUUUUCAACUCUUUCUGUUCAUCUUGUUCAAUGUCUGUCGUAGAUAUCCGACCGGAAUUUUCAUAUUUCUAGACUUGAAGUUUUUCCUGAUGGUAGAUCACUUUAUUUACGCGCGCAUUUUUCGUUCCGCGAAUUUCAUCGUUUCCAAUCAUAGUUCUGUUGAAUUGAGUUUACCAAAACAGGCAAUCAGUCGUUAUUCGAAUAUCUUCAACUAA
Molecule: messenger RNA, 1890 nt
Organism: Caenorhabditis briggsae
Lineage: Eukaryota; Metazoa; Nematoda; Chromadorea; Rhabditida; Rhabditidae
Exons: 10
Biological process (GO): fatty acid metabolic process
Cellular component (GO): mitochondrion
Molecular function (GO): trans-2-enoyl-CoA reductase (NADPH) activity
Source: RefSeq, a predicted model, not a curated record